GGAGCUGCUCGUAAUCCAUCAUGGCGGCCACGGGGGUCGGUGACCGUCCCUGAGCAGCGCUGGAGCCGGAGCCGGUUCCCGGGUCCCGCGGUUGAGGAGCCCUUCCGUUGCCCACGGCCCUAACCUGCUGGGGGAGGUUGGGUCCCGCGGCGGAGCUCGGGGGAUGUGACCGCCUGACGGCGGCGGCCGUAGCAACGUCCGGGGCCGGGGGAGGGGGUGUCUCUGGCAGAGACCCCCCCCAGGUUAGGGGCAGCUGAGGCGGCCGGGCCUACCCCCCUCCGCCCGCUUCCCGCCCUCGGAGCCUCGGGAGUCCUUCGCCCCUUCCAGCCCAGCCCCGACUCUGGGACCCUGAGGGUGGUCUCUUUCCCCAGACCUGGGACACCCCGAUUCCUGAGGCGUGGAGGAGCGUCGCUCCCGAAGUUUUUCUCCUUGAAAGGGAAGAAGCUGUUACUCAGCCAGUAAAGGACACAAAAUCAAGCAGCUUGGGUCCCAUUGCCCUGAUAUGACUUCAAGUUGAUCAACUGCGAAAAUAAUCGGAACUCCUGUUUACAUAUUGUCAACCUGAAAUCUUCGCUUCCUUUCCUUAUGGGAGAAGAUGCCUUGUUGUGACUGACCUCAGUGACUGACUUGUGGCGAUGCAGUGAAUGUGAAAUCCCACAUACAUACUGUUUUCCUUCUAGCUCACUGCCCAUUCUGAAAGAUCUUGAACCCUCUUCCGGAAAGGGGUGCCUACUGUUACUUUAUGGGGCAGCAGCCUGGAAAAGUUCUUGGGGACCAAAGACGGCCAAGUUUGCCUGCCCUGCACUUUAUCAAAGGCGCAGGGAAGAAGGACUCCUCGAGACACGGGGGCCCACACUGCAAUGUUUUUGUGGAACAUGAAGCCCUUCAGAGACCAGUAGCAUCUGACUUCGAGCCCCAGGGUCUGAGUGAAGCAGCUCGGUGGAACUCUAAGGAAAACCUUCUCGCUGGUCCCAGUGAAAAUGACCCCAACCUUUUCGUUGCACUGUAUGAUUUCGUGGCCAGUGGGGAUAACACUUUGAGCAUAACUAAAGGGGAAAAGCUCCGGGUCCUGGGCUACAACCACAAUGGGGAGUGGUGCGAAGCCCAGACGAGAAACGGCCAAGGCUGGGUCCCCAGCAACUAUGUCACGCCGGUCAGCAGUCUGGAGAAGCACUCCUGGUACCACGGGCCCGUGUCCCGCAACGCCGCCGAGUACCUGCUGAGCAGCGGGAUCAACGGCAGCUUCUUGGUUCGGGAGAGCGAGAGCAGUCCCGGGCAGAGGUCCAUCUCGCUGCGAUACGAAGGGAGAGUGUACCACUACAGGAUCAACACUGCCUCCGAUGGCAAGCUCUACGUCUCCUCCGAGAGCCGCUUCAACACGCUGGCCGAGCUGGUUCAUCACCACUCAACGGUGGCCGACGGGCUCAUCACCACUCUCCACUACCCCGCCCCCAAGCGCAACAAGCCCACCGUCUACGGCGUGUCCCCCAACUACGACAAGUGGGAGAUGGAGCGAACAGACAUCACCAUGAAGCACAAGCUGGGAGGCGGCCAGUACGGGGAGGUGUACGAGGGCGUGUGGAAGAAAUACAGCCUGACGGUGGCCGUGAAGACCUUGAAGGAGGAUACCAUGGAGGUAGAAGAGUUCUUGAAGGAAGCUGCAGUCAUGAAGGAGAUCAAGCACCCCAACUUAGUGCAAUUGCUUGGGGUCUGCACCAGGGAGCCCCCGUUCUAUAUAAUCACAGAGUUCAUGACCUAUGGGAACCUGCUGGAUUACCUGCGAGAGUGUAACCGGCAGGAGGUGAACGCUGUGGUGCUGCUGUACAUGGCCACUCAGAUCUCGUCAGCCAUGGAAUACCUGGAGAAGAAGAACUUCAUCCACAGAGAUCUUGCUGCCCGGAACUGCCUGGUAGGGGAGAACCACUUGGUGAAGGUGGCUGAUUUCGGCCUGAGCCGGUUAAUGACGGGGGAUACCUACACGGCCCACGCUGGGGCCAAGUUCCCCAUCAAGUGGACUGCGCCUGAAAGCCUGGCCUACAACAAGUUCUCCAUCAAGUCGGACGUCUGGGCGUUUGGAGUCUUGCUUUGGGAAAUUGCCACCUACGGCAUGUCACCUUACCCAGGAAUUGACCUGUCCCAGGUGUAUGAGCUGCUAGAGAAAGACUACCGCAUGGAGCGCCCGGAAGGCUGCCCGGAGAAGGUCUACGAACUCAUGCGAGCAUGUUGGCAGUGGAAUCCCUCUGACCGGCCCUCCUUUGCGGAAAUCCACCAAGCCUUUGAAACAAUGUUCCAGGAAUCCAGCAUAUCAGAUGAAGUGGAAAAGGAGCUGGGGAAGAAAGGCAUGCGAGGGGCCGCGAGCCCUCUGCUGCAGGCCCCGGAACUGCCCACCAAGACCAGGACCGCCAGGAGAGCCGCCGAACACAAAGACGCCCCAGACGUGCCCGAGACGCCCCACUCCAAGGGCCCGGGAGAGACGGAUCCUCCGGACCACGAGCCGGCCGUGUCUCCGCUGCUGCCUCGAAAAGAGCGCGGCCCUCAGGACGGCGGCCUCAACGAAGACGAGCGCCUGCUCCCCAAAGACAAGAAGACCAACUUGUUCAGCGCCUUGAUCAAGAAGAAGAAGAAGACCGCCCCGACCCCUCCCAAACGCAGCAGCUCCUUCCGGGAGAUGGACGGCCAGCCCGAGCGCAGAGGGGCCGUCGAGGACGAGGGCCGGGAAGCCAGCAACGGGGCGCUCGCGCUCGCACCCUCGGAUGCGGCCGAGCCAGCCAAGUCCCCAAAGCCCAGCGGCGGGGCCGGCGUGCCCAACGGAGCCUUCCGGGAGUCCGGGGGCGCCGGCUUCCGGUCCCCCCACCUGUGGAAGAAGUCCAGCACCCUGACCAGCAGCCGGUUAGCAGCCAGCGAGGAGGAGAGCGGCGGCAGCUCCAGCAAGCGCUUCCUGAGGUCCUGCUCUGCCUCCUGCGUGCCCCACGGGGCCAAGGACACAGAGUGGCGGUCGGUCACGCUGCCUCGGGACCUGCAGUCCACGGGAAGACAGUUUGACUCGUCCACAUUUGGGGGGCACAAAAGUGAGAAGCCAGCUCUGCCGCGGAAGCGGGCCAGUGAGAACAGGUCCGACCAGGUGACCAGAGGCACCGUCACCCCGCCACCCCGGCUGGCGAAGAAGACCGAGGAAGAAGCUGACGAGGUUUUCAGAGACACAGCCGAGUCCAGCCCGGGCUCCAGCCCUCCCACCCUGACUCCGAAACUCCUCCGUAGGCAGGUUCCAUCUUCCUCCAGCCUUCCCCACAAGGAAGACGCCGGAAAGUGCAGUGCCUUGGGGGCACCUGCUGAGCCGGGGCCCCCCACCAGCAGGGCCGGGCCAGGUGCCUCUGGAGGGCCCAGCAAGGCCCCUGGCGAGGAGUCCAGAGUGAGGAGGCACAAGCCCGCCUCCGAGUCCCCAGGGAGGGACAAGGGAAAGCUGUCCAAACUCAAGCCUGCCCCGCCGCCCCCACCGCCCGCCUCUGUUGGGAAGGUGGGGAAGUCCUCUCAGAGCCCGAGCCAGGAGGCAGCCGGGGAGGUAGGCCCCAGUGGGAAGGCGAAGCCUGCGGCUCUGGCUGUGGAUGCCGUGAACAGUGACGCUGCCAAACCCAGCCAGCUGGGAGACGGUGUCAAAAAGCCUGUGCUCCCGUCCGUGCCAAAGCCACAGUCGUCCACCAAGCCAGCCGGGACCCCAACCAGCCCAGCCUCUGCUCCCUGCACGCUGCCGACAGCAUCCUCUGCCCUGGCGGGGGACCAGCCGUCCUCCACCGCCUUCAUCCCUCUCAUAUCGACCCGCGUGUCUCUUCGGAAAACCCGCCAGCCUCCGGAGCGGAUUGCCAGCGGCGCCAUCACCAAGGGCAUGGUACUGGACGGCACCGAGGCCCUGUGCCUGGCCGUCUCCAGGAACUCUGAGCAGAUGGCCAGCCACAGCGCCGUGCUCGAAGCCGGCAAGAACCUCUACACGUUCUGCGUGAGCUACGUGGACUCCAUCCAGCAGAUGAGGAACAAGUUCGCCUUUCGCGAGGCCAUCAACAAACUGGAGAACAGUCUUCGCGAGCUUCAGAUCUGCCCGGCGACAGCAGGGAGUGGCCCAGCGGCCACCCAGGACUUCAGCAAGCUCCUCAGCUCCGUGAAGGAGAUCAGUGACAUCGUGCAGAGGUAGCAGAAGCUGGGCGUCCAGAGUGUGUGAGGGCUCCCCGUGCCCUUGACGGUGGCUGACAGAGGACCAGCAAGCGGGGACCUUGGCCCGGGAGCCCUGCUCCGGGCAGAGCCGGGGGCCGCCGUGGAGUGCAGCCCUACUCCCUGCGUUGUACACCCACCGUCGUCGCAUGCUCCCCUCUCCGAGGCCCGGCUCCCCGCACCCCCGGCCGCGUUCUGUCUGUGGGGUUCCUGCUCUCUGGACUGUGGUCAGUUGGGCAGCGUGCAGCCUCCUGCCCACGUCGAGCUUCCAGGCUGAGCUCAGGGGCUGGGCGGGAAGGUGAAUGAGCACUUCCUCUUCGUUUUCUUCCCCAAGGACGUCCUUCACCUCCGUUUCACCCCAAGAACGAGUACCCCAAAUGGCAGGGGAGCUGUGUCACCAAGGCCUUGGGACCUGUCACCACCACUCACCCUGUGCAGAGAGGUUGUGCACUCAUCUUUCUUGUGUCUGCUGUGCUGAAGACAUGUUUCCAGAACUACGUCCUGGGAAGAGCUGCCCAAUGGUCACCCUGCCCUCCCCUGCUGCCUGCCACGGGCUGGUGCCCUCACCGUUUCCUCAUGUGAAGGACAGCUCUUGAUCUGGCGGUGAAACAGGGUGCUAAAGCCAAGCAGCCCGUGGGGCCCGGGCCAGGUGGGAAGCUGGGGAAGGAGGUCCAGGGUGUGGGAGAGGUUCCUUGUCGCUGUCCUCUCCGCGUCCGCAGAGCCCAGCUCUUGCUCUGGCGGCAUAUGCACUGCUAAGCCUGGAUAGAAAGCUUGAGUCUUGAGGGUGGCAGGGUCGCUGUUCAGCAGAUGGGGACUGUAGAGGCGGCUGGGGGUGGCCAGCUAGGUGGCCCGGGGCCUGGGCAGGUCUGCAGUGGCUGCAGAGUUAGCUCCCUUCCAAAUCUCCAGGUGCCCUGAAAAGGCGCUCGGUCCUGAUUUGUCACUCUUCCACUCCGUUGUUCUCCUGAGACAGAGUGGGUUCUUGCAGGGCUCUUUCCUGGAGUUCUCGAAGCGCUUCAACGUCCUGCCCUCGGCAUAGCCGCCUCCGAUAGGGGAGGGGCUGCCGCUGAGCGCCAGCGCACAGACGGGAGGAAGAGAUGGGGCUCCAAAGCCCAGUCAGCAUUGGCUGCACUGCUAACGGGCACCUGGCGUAUUUGAUUUACCACCAGCAAAUCACCUGCCCUGAUGUUUCAUUUGGGGUCAUCAGAGAUGAAGAAAGUCACAAACAAAGGAAACCCUGAAAGUGUCUCAAAGGGCAGGCCUCCGUGUCAUCUGCCCCGGGCUGCCCAGGACUGGGCUCAUGGGGCAGGAGCCCAGGCAUCCUUGACCUUGACCUAGAGCAGCUAUUCAGGGGUGGGCAGGCAUCUGCCUGAGUCUCACCAGCCGGGCUCAGAAGCAACCCUUGGAGAAACCGGGAGAAACCACCUUCUCCCCAGCCCUUCUCGUGCCCGCGACCUCGCGCAGGCCCCGUUUUUACCCUAAUCACCGAAAUUGGUCUUUUAUUUCUCCAGCAGAGGUAUUUUCCUCUGGAUCGUUUUAUGCUGUUUUUGCAGCUCAUCACCUCUCUGCCCCCCCAGACUCCUGUGGUGCACAGACUGAGGGAGGGGCCCAAACACCGCCGGUGGCCUUGCAGACAGAGCAAAACAGCCCACGCAGUCCCCUCGGCUGCCUGUUUCCACGAGGUACUGGUCUCUUCGUGUUCACACCAUGUGCCACUAUAUUUUGCAUUUAUACUUUGGUAUUACACUCUUUUAUAGAUUGGCUCUUUUAUAAAUGAUGUGUAAAUAGUUUUCCACUAUCCGCCCUUCUAGAAUGCCUAUGGCAUCUUUUUUUGUUGUUGUUUGGUCCAAUACAUUUUUUUCCUGCAUAUGACUCUGUGUUUUUCAAAUCCACAUCUCUCCUCCGUAGUAUUUUUUAAAUAAAUGUUUACAACAUUAGAACUUGG
Molecule: messenger RNA, 6142 nt
Organism: Sus scrofa (pig)
Lineage: Eukaryota; Metazoa; Chordata; Mammalia; Artiodactyla; Suidae
Gene: ABL1
Product: ABL proto-oncogene 1, non-receptor tyrosine kinase
Biological process (GO): protein phosphorylation
Molecular function (GO): non-membrane spanning protein tyrosine kinase activity; ATP binding; protein binding
Source: RefSeq, a predicted model, not a curated record